Messenger RNA from Anneissia japonica, 3359 nucleotides. RefSeq lists its product as uncharacterized. NCBI's taxonomy places the organism in Eukaryota, Metazoa, Echinodermata, Crinoidea, Comatulida, Comatulidae. Bases 569 to 2512 code for a protein of 647 amino acids. The record is from RefSeq and is a predicted model, not a curated record. The transcript is spliced from 10 exons.
UUGUACGUAUUUUGUAUUAUUGAAAACAUUAUUCAAGAAAUUGCUUGCAUGAGGGGUGAACGUAUAUAGGCCUAAAGGUCUCUUUGAUCUUAGAAAAUUAUCUCUCAGGUGAGGAAAAGUGUGGAACUGUUGUUAGUGCGAAGUGUUUGCAAGCGUUUGUUGUCGACACAAAGAGAUUUGACCCAUGGGAUCUAAUGUUUACCAGUAUAAACUGAACGUGUAAAAGCUUCAGGUAACAUAACUACUUUACAGUCACUUGGGAACGCUCGUGCUCCGGAGACGCAACACAAAGCGUCAACACUGGGUUACUAUGAGAUAUAUUCGGUGUAAAUGCUGAUCAUUAAUAUUUUAUAUUCUUUACUACGUUUACUGAUACUGGUAUUUUUUAAAGAAAUUGAUUAUAUUUCCAGUUUGGGAUAUUGUACAGUAGGGAUGUAACGCAGAUAUUCUGAAGCUCUACAACAAAUAUUAUCGCCGGUUUGUGAAUGAAGUGAUCAUUAACGAGAAAGCUGUUUCUACUAACCUACGCUGAUGACCAAGGCCAAACACGACUUUGUUUGCUUUCAAGAUGGCGCAUAUUUAUGAGAGAGUGGUAAAUCUAAUUUCGAAGCCCCCUGAGAAGCGGCACGACCGGGAUAUCGAUCUUCUUAUAUCGUGGUUUCAGAACAUGAGCGGACUUUUCAAGGCACAGAAAACUGAUGUCGUCAAAGAUAUUGUGAGAAAUUGCAAGUUUUUAUCUUUACCAGAAGAUUCAGUCAUCAUCAAACAAGGCGACCAAGGAGAUAGCUUCUACAUCAUCUUGUCAGGUUUGGUUUCAAUCUACAUCAAUCAACAAUUAGAAGAACAAGGAAAUUUGACCAAAUCAACUCCAGUACGUCAACGAAAGAAGCGCUUGGACAAUGAAGCACGUCGGGUUGUCAGUGAAAAGAAAACAUUACUUAAUGAGAAUGAAAUAAAAAAUGGCGAUAGCGAUAGUAGGGUUGGAUCAAAAGACACUUCAGACAAUGAUUCACAACAAAUGUGCGAUUCUGGUGUUUCAGAAAUGUCAUUUGAUGACGCCAUGUUGUCAGACGACAGUUCUGUGGACUACUCUGAUUCGGAGAGCUCCCACUUUAAUUACAGAAAGAACGCUGAAAAAUUAGAUCGGAAACAAUUUGGUGUUCACAUAAGGGAACUCGGCAUUGGAAAAAGUUUUGGCGAGUUGGCGCUGGUACAAGCAGAUAAUGUCAGGAGUGCGUCUAUUAUAUCCGAUCUGCCGACUGAUCUUAUAAUGGUUAACAGAGACUUGUAUAAUCGUUGUUUAAAAACCGCGCAAGAGAUGCAGUUUAAAGAGAAAAAGGAGUUUGUUGGGACGUGUUCCCUAUUUAGUAACUGGACACCUCGUCAGCGAAAAAUUAUGGCAAUGAGUUUUACAAAAACGCGUUACGAUUAUGAUAAUACAAUAGUGAAGCAGGGCGAGCCAGUUCGAGGUAUAUUUUUCAUUCUGAAUGGAAAUGUUAAACAUUCUGUGGAUCCUUUACAUCACGUCAAACAGUAUCCAAGUUACAGUUCCAAUGAAGAUCAGGCGGUGACACACGCCCUCAGGCGCGGAAAGGUACCGCAUGAUCGGAAACCAGCCGACGUUAAUAACAACAAUCAACGAAUGGCUGGACCAAGCUUUGCUCGUCGGCGGAAUGGCUAUGCAGAGGCAGAAAAACUAGCGACUCGAAAAUUUGUGGAUAUCUGUACGGUUGGCCCAAGCGAAUCUAUUGGAGACCUCGAAGUGAUCCUACGACUUCCAACCUACUUGCAAACUGUCACGUGCCUGGGUCCGGUCGAAGUAUUUGAGUUGGACUUAAAUAAUUUCGAGAGGCAAAUCGUAAAACGAAGUCCCAAGACUUUCGUCAAUAUGAGAGCACUUGCCCAGGUUAAACUGAAUUCCCGUAUGCAGCGACUACACAAUCAACAAGUUUAUACGCCAGUGAUGAAGAAAAUGUUGGAAAAGAUGGAAGAAAUCAGUAUUGCGUCACAAAAGAAAAUCCCACGACAAAAGGCUGAAGAUGACAGUGUUCUUUUUAACCAAGGCUGGUACAAAUACCGCCUAAGACAACGUCAGUUCUUGCGCAGACGAGAAAGAGAGCGCCAGCUAUUUGAAUUGAAGAGAAUGCAGAUGCAGCACACAAAAUUUGAAUGGCAGCAGCGUAUGAAUUCUACGCAACAGCAGAAUCUUUAUCAGCAACCUGCUGCCAGAGUUCAGGAUUUAACGCUUGGACUUCGUGCUAGAAGCUUUUCAGACGGUGCCACUCGUGACAUUACUCCAGUACCAAUGCUACCAGAUGUACCACAAACACCAGUACUGUCUUCAAAACCGAUUGUAAUAGACUCAGUUUCGAGCUCAGAACUGAGCUCAGAUAGUGGAAUAGCACUCACAGAAACCCAGAUUAAUUCUAAGCCCAGGUCGACAUCAAUUUCCCAUGUCCAAACUGUACUCCCGAAAUUGGAAACGAGGCCGAGAACGGCAAAUGAAGUUUAACACACAUUUAACACCAAGAUGAAAUGUUUUGUUACAACCAUCAAAAUAUACAAAUAAUUUACUCUGCACAAACUAAAUCGUCCUGUACAUUACCCCGAGAAGAUUGAGACUAUGGUUAUUCAAAUAAUAAUUGCUACUGCAUUACCAUGGACCUAUUAUAAUUAAUACGGUAGAUUAAUGGACCUAUUAUUAAUGGGUCCAUGCCUUUUUGAUUUCUGUAUGAGAAACAUAUUUAAAGUUUACUGCGUUUAAAAAUAACUGACGUCAAUUUAAAACUAUAAGCUUUACAUAAUCUAAAAUUAGACUUGCUUAUCCCACUGUAUAGGCUUCCAACAUUAGGUUAAAUUCUCUCACAUUUUCUUACAUUAUGUUUCCCAUAUUGCAUUCCACGCCUAAUAAUAAUAAUAAUGUGUAUGCUUUCAUAACCAUACACAUUAUGGUUUUGUAACUAUAAACUUUAAAAAAAUACUGAAAUGAGUGUAGUUAAUUAAAUUGUUAACAUUGUUAGUCUCCAGGUACGUAAAAUCAACUCUCUAUUGCUGCGUGAUAAACAUAAUCUACCAGUAUUAUAUUUUAUAUUAUCAGGAAAGAAAAUAAUACAAAAUUGUAUGGUGAAAGUAAUAUAAUGUAAAUAAUGUAUUAUAUUAUGCAUAUAUUAUAAUCUACCUUCGUACAAAACCAUUCCAAGUUGUUUUCUUUUAUUUGUAAAUACAGUUUUUAUUUAAACCAAUUUAUUUUAAGGAAGCCAAAAAUUGCUUCGAUCAAUAGUUGUUUAAUGUUGAAUAAAUACAAUUACUGAUGAACAGUGAAAUGAAAUAAACAAUGAAUUAAAGCCGAAUGCAUUUAU